Ceratotherium simum simum (southern white rhinoceros) is the source of this 3614-nucleotide messenger RNA. NCBI's taxonomy places the organism in Eukaryota, Metazoa, Chordata, Mammalia, Perissodactyla, Rhinocerotidae. The record is from RefSeq and is a predicted model, not a curated record.
AAUUGAGUCCGGCCGCGGGGCCUUCUGGGAGCUGUUGUACUUCGGCACGUCCGUUGGGAGGGGGGCGCCGAGGGAUGGUUCAGCGUUACCGGCGCCUGGGCCGGGCCUACUGCCUGCGGUCGCCUUCUCCCAGCCUCCCAGAAACCGCGCGCUGGAUGCGCAUUCGGGCGUUUCCGGCAGGUCCUGGCUCCACAAAGAUAAGACAGAUCUGUGAUGUGAGUAGAAAGAAGCCUGAAGAGCAGGUAUCUAUCAUGGAAGAAGACCUCCUGACCUGAGACCUCCCCCAGACUCUGGAGAGUCCUGAGAUAGAGGGGACCCAGGAACUGCUGGACCUGCAGCCUAUCUUUACCUUUCUGUCCAGUGUGGGCAAGGCCUGAGUGACAUCUCAACCUUCAGAGAUCAGCGGUAGCUGUGUGACAAUGGAGCAUUUGACCCAGAUGGUGGAAAGGAGAGCUUGGUGUUCUCAGGACUCUGCGCUUUUUGAGGAAGAGGAGGAUAUGACCAGGUCUCUUGAAACAGUGACAUUUAAGGAUGUGGCUGUGGACCUCACCCAGGAGGAAUGGCAGCAAAUGAAACCUGCUCAGAGGAACUUGUACCGGGAUGUGAUGCUGGAGAACUAUAGCAACCUAGUCACAGUGGGCUAUCAAGUCACCAAACCAGAUGUGAUCUUCAAGUUGGAGCAGGAAGAGGAGCCAUGGGUGGUAGAGGAAGAAAUGUUUGGGAGCCACUGUCCAGAAGUUUGGGAAGUUGAUGAACAGAUCAAGAAGCAACAGGAAACACUUGUGAGGAAAGUCACAUCCAUCUCCAGGAAAACUCUGGUUAAGGAAAAUGUCAUUGAAUACAAAAAAGUUACAAAAAUAUUUCCUCUGAGCUCAGACAUUGUUACUUCAAGACAAAGCUUCUAUGAAUGUGACUCACUUGAUACAGGGUUGGAACAUAAUUUAGACUUAGUUAGUUAUGAGAAGGGCUGUGUAAGAGAGAAAAAUUAUGAAUGUAAUAAGUAUGGAAAACCAUUUUACCAUUGCUCAUCCCAUGUUGUAACCCCCUUUAAGUGUAAUCAGUGUGGACAAGAUUUCAGUCAUAAAUUUGACCUCAUCAGACAUGAGAGAAUUCAUGCUGGAGAGAAACCCUAUGAAUGUAAGGAAUGUGGAAAAGCCUUCAGCAGGAAGGAAAAUCUUAUUACACAUCAAAAAAUUCAUACUGGGGAAAAACCAUAUAAAUGUGAUGAAUGUGGAAAAGCUUUCAUUCAGAUGUCAAACCUUAUUAGACACCAGAGAAUUCAUACUGGGGAGAAGCCUUAUGCAUGUAAGGAUUGUUGGAAAGCCUUCAGUCAGAAAUCAAAUCUCAUUGAACAUGAGAGAAUUCAUACUGGAGAAAAACCCUAUGAAUGUAAGGAAUGUGGAAAAUCCUUCAGCCAAAAGCAAAAUCUUAUUGAGCAUGAGAAAAUUCAUACUGGUGAGAAACCUUAUGCGUGUAAUGAAUGUGGUAGAGCUUUUUCACGAAUGUCAUCUGUUACUCUUCACAUGAGAAGUCACACAGGAGAGAAACCCUAUAAAUGUAAUAAAUGUGGAAAAGCGUUCUCUCAGUGCUCAGUGUUUAUUAUACACAUGAGAAGUCAUACAGGUGAGAAACCCUAUAUAUGUAGUGAAUGUGGGAAAGCCUUCUCUCAAAGUUCAUCCCUUACUGUACAUAUGAGAAAUCAUACAGCUGAGAAACCCUAUGAAUGUAAUGAAUGUGGAAAAGCCUUCAGCCGGAAAGAAAAUCUCAUUACACAUCAGAAAAUUCAUACUGGAGAGAAACCUUAUGAAUGUAAUGAAUGUGGGAAAGCUUUUAUUCAGAUGUCAAACCUCAUUCGACACCAGAGAAUUCAUACUGGUGAGAAACCCUAUGCAUGUACAGUAUGUGGGAAAGCCUUUAGUCAGAAAUCAAAUCUCACUGAACAUGAGAAAAUUCAUACUGGAGAGAAACCUUAUCAUUGUAAUCAAUGUGGAAAAGCUUUCUGUCAGAGACAAAAUCUCCUUGAGCAUGAAAAAAUUCAUACUGGAGAGAAACCAUUUAAAUGUAAUGAAUGUGGUAAAGCCUUCUCUCGAAUCUCAUCCCUUACUCUUCAUGUGAGAAGUCAUACAGGGGAGAAACCAUAUGAAUGUAAUAAAUGUGGAAAAGCCUUCUCUCAAUGCUCGUUACUUAUUAUACAUAUGAGAAGUCAUACUGGUGAGAAACCCUUUGAAUGUAAUGAAUGUGGGAAAGCCUUCUCUCAAAGAGCAUCCCUUUCUAUACAUAAGAGAGGUCAUACAGGUGAGAAACGCCGAGAGUACUAAAUGAGGCCUUCUCUUAAAUUCAACCCAUGCUCUACUUAACUUUUGAAAUAUCUUGGCAUAAACUCAAAAAAAUGAACAAGAUCUUUAUGGAAAAGUUGUAAAGCUUUAUUGAAGGGCAUAAGACUUGAAUAAGUGGAGAGAAAUACCAUGUAUGUAGAUGGAAAAACUCAAUGUCAUAAAAAUGUCAGUUCUCCCAAAAUUAAUCUAUAGACUUAAUAUACUUCCAAACAUCUAACAAGAAUUUUCCUGGAUCUUUACAAAAUGAUUCUAAAAUUCACGUGAAAUAGGAGUUGAUGGAUUGCUGAGACAAUUUUGAAAAAGAACAGAGAGGACACACCUUCUACUAUAUACUACACGUUAUAAAGUUAUGGUCAUUAAAUAGUGUGUGGUAUUAGUGCACAAAUAGGUAAGUAAACAGAUUUUACAGAAUAGAAUGCCUAGAAAUAAACCAAUGAAUAUAUGUGAACUUGCUGUAUAUUAGACAUGACACUGAGAAUCAGUAGGGAAAUGAUAGCCUAGUCAAUAAAAAUUGGAGUAUUUGACUCUCCAUACUGGGGAAAAUAAAAUUACGUACUAUCUUAUAACAUAAAGAAAUGGAAUUCCAAAGGACUUGAACACUGUAUUGUGAAAAGCCAAACUCUGAAAUUCUUGGAAGGAGAUACAGGAUAUUGUCUGUGACUUUGAGGCAGGGAAGCAUUUUUUAAAAGACAAAAGGACUCUGCAGUUCCACUUCUGGGUAUAUAUCCUAAAGAAACAAAUAUGCAUAAGAACUAUAUAUAUCUGAAUUGAAAACAACCUAAAUAUCGAGGGGGUAAUUCAUGAAUAAAAUGUGAUAUAUUCAAAUAAUGGAAUAGUAUACACAGUUAAAAGCAAUGGACUAGAUCUGUAUUUUGUAACAUGGGUAGUUAUCUAAAACAAUGUUGAGUGAAAAACAUCAAGAUCCAGAUGAAACAUAUUGUAUAAUGGCAUUCAUGUAAAUUGGAAUGAGAUUAUUCAUAAAGAACAGAACUAUGUUUUUAUUAUCGAAAUAUGUAUGUAUGUAAACUAUUUGAAAUGAACUAGAAGCAUACAUACCAAAUUAUUGUUAGUGUUGUCUCUGGCAAGAGAUUAGGAUUGAGGCUGUUGAUCAAAGGGGAUUUUUAGCUUUACUUGUAUAAUUUUUAUGCCUUAAAAAACAGAUUGGUAGCAUGUAAAAUAAAUCUUAAAAGUUAAUGGUAAUAUGGAUGUCUUGUCUUAAUAGUGUUUUUGUAGUUAUUUCUUAGAAUUUAUGGACUAGCGGAAGCCUAUGCCCAAAGA